CACAGGAAUGCGUCAGAGGUCCUGCAGAAUCUCCCAACUAAAAUAAUGGCCAUGGCCAUGGGCAAUACGCCCCACGCUGCGCCGGUAUUCACUACGUACUGCCAGCAAAUUACCGAGAUAUCUAACUCCAAUAACCAAAACAAACCUAAACCUCAAUCCGGCAGUCUUAAACCUCAAUCCGACAAUCCUAAACCUAAAUCCGGCAGUCCUAAACCUAAAUCCGGCAAACCUAAAAUUUGGUUUGAAUGACUCGAGACCUUCCAGAUACGACACCACUCAAUGCUCUUGCGCCUACACACCCUCCUUUUAUCUUCAACUGCAGAAUCCUCUUUUAACUGUCCGAAAGCAAUAUCUAUACCAGCAGCGCGUCUUGCUGCAUUGAUCCAGCGUGUCGCUUUCCGCGCGAGAGAGACGUCUAGUUCUGGUGCUGACGAGUUCCCAGUACUGACAAGUACUUUAAAAAAAAAAAAUCUAUUGUCCUUCGAGGUCGAAGAGCCUAUGUCGGACAUAGCCCCUUACGCGGGGGCUUACUCCCGCUUGGUCUAUCGCAGAUCAUAUUGUCGGGCAAAGGCCGAUACUAAGUACUUUGCCUGCGAGGACAGUUGUCGACCCGACUACGAAAAAUUCUAUGCCAAGAUUGCGGCUCUAUUCCGCGAUCCUCGCAGGAUGGGGAGGACUUGUGUCUGGAUAGGUUGCUCUGUUGUCUCCUCGCAGCAGAGAUGAGAGAGAGGCGAAGGUAGCAGCUGACUGGUUGAUCGAAGAUAUCAAAGCGGUAUGCUCCUUCAUGAGAGCCACGAGCUUGGUGGCAUUUUCACCAGGGGGAAGGUCAUGAAGUUGGUUCAGCGCACGAUGUAGGUAGUAAGUUGUAGUGAUGACUACAUCGAGUUGCGCAGUUACUGUGGUAUAUUCAGCGCUGAGAGGGUGAGCGGACUCAGUCACUUGGACAGGUAAUGCGGAAUGCACGAGCACAUUGUGCACGGCGCUCAGAAAAGAUGGGUGGGACAUACAGCUCUAUGCAGCUUGAAGAUCUGGAAGAGGGAUAAUAGAAGUUACCGAUCAACAUGAGUUUA
Messenger RNA from Suillus paluster, 1070 nucleotides. RefSeq lists its product as uncharacterized. Bases 280 to 723 code for a protein of 147 amino acids. The transcript has 4 exons. NCBI's taxonomy places the organism in Eukaryota, Fungi, Basidiomycota, Agaricomycetes, Boletales, Suillaceae. The record is from RefSeq and is a predicted model, not a curated record.